AUGCCUAGUCAAGAUUCGGCAGAGCAAAUUCAGUCACAAUCCAUAAUAAUUAUACAUCCAGGCUCACAAAAUUUAAGAAUCGGAAGAGCAUCAGAUGUUAGUCCACAUGUACUUUUACAUGCAGUAGCUAGAAGAAGAUUAAAAAAUGGUUUAUCAUAUGAAGAUCAACUACUCCCAUCAAGUGUACAACCUACUGAUCAAUCUCUCAAAGAAAUGGAAGAAGCAAGACUGCAAGUAUCUCACAUUUUGCAGUCUUGCCUACAAUCAAAUGGAAAUAGAAGGUAUGCUACUCCACCUCAACAAAUUGCCGCUUUUAACAAAAGGGUUCAACCUGAAAUCAUAGGAUCAUCAUCUGAAACUUAUGUCAAACCUGAAAGUGAUUGUGAUACAAUAUUUGGAGAUGAGGUACUACAUUUAGAUCCUUCUCUUGAAUUUAAUAUUCACUUUCCUUGGAGGAGAGGAGAUCUCAAUGUUCAUUCUGGACCAGGUGGUUCACUCACAGCAGUAUUAGCAGAUUUAGAAGCUAUAUGGACUUAUGCAAUUACAAAUAAGUUAGAAAUUCCUCAAACGACUUUUGAACAUUACAGAGUAGUAUUAAUUAUCCCAGACAUUUACAAUAGACAAUAUCUUAAAGAGCUCACUAGGAUGCUAUUACUAAAAAUGGGUUUUGGAGGUUGUUUUUUGGUUCAAGAUCAUGUAGCAGCAACUUUUGGUGCCGGACUUGGGUAUGCUUGUGUUGUCGAUGUUGGAGAUCAAAAGACUAGUAUUUCCUGUGUGGAGGAUGCUAUCUCUCAUAGAACAACCAGAGUAAGAUUAAGUUUUGGCGGAGCAGAUAUCACGCAGACAUUUUAUUGGCUGUUACAAAAAUCAUCUUUUCCUUUUAAGCAAUGCAAUCCUCAAAACAGACUUCAUGCCUUACUACUACAUACCUUAAAAGAAAUGUUUUGUCAUGUCAAUUUAGAUAUUUGUGGUUCACAAGAAAAAAGAUUUGUGGUGAGGCAACCAAAUCAACCUACUCUUCAGUAUACUAUUCAAGUCGGAGAUGAAGCUAUAGUUGCUCCAUUAAGUUUAUUUUCACCAGAAUUAUUUGCCAUAACUCAUUCUAAAGAAAUUCACACGCAGGAAAGAAAUAUGGGUGAUCCAGAAGAUCCUCACGAUGAACAUUACUUGAGAGAAACUAGUAGAAAAAAAGAAAAUUUAGAGCAAACGGGUUUUCCUGAAGAACAAAUUCUAGAAACAGUAGAAGAUGAUAUAGUUGUCGAUAAUAUUGAAACAAGUACUUCUUGCAACAAAGAAUUUACCGUUUUACCCCAACAAAUUAUGGGUCUCGAUCAGGCUGUGCUGCAAAGCAUUGAUAGAUGCCCAAAUGAUGACGUCAAACGAAAAAUGUACGGAUGUAUAUUAAUUGUGGGAUCAGGAAUGAAAUUUCAAGAAAUUGGCAAAUGGUUACAAAAUAGAAUAGCUUUACAAACACCUUAUUUAUAUCGAUCAGAACAAGUGGAUAUCAUAACCAAUGCGAAAGAAAUGGAUUCUGGAGGAACAUGUUGGAAAGGAGCUGCCAUUUUAUCAUGUUUAGAAUCGGCUAGAGAAUUAUGGGUUUAUCCAGCAGAAUAUGAAAAAUGGGGUGUUAAAAUUUUAAGAGAAAAAGUUCCUUUUAUGUGGUAA
Messenger RNA from Pediculus humanus corporis (human body louse), 1665 nucleotides. RefSeq lists its product as uncharacterized. Gene Ontology annotation, cellular component: Ino80 complex. Gene Ontology annotation, biological process: double-strand break repair; regulation of DNA-templated transcription. Lineage: Eukaryota; Metazoa; Arthropoda; Insecta; Psocodea; Pediculidae. Bases 1 to 1665 code for a protein of 554 amino acids. The transcript has 10 exons. The record is from RefSeq and is a predicted model, not a curated record.